Diatraea saccharalis (sugarcane borer) is the source of this 949-nucleotide messenger RNA. Lineage: Eukaryota; Metazoa; Arthropoda; Insecta; Lepidoptera; Crambidae. The record is from the annotation of a GenBank genome assembly.
GCAAAUUAGAUUUCAUGAAAUCUAAGAAUGGUUGGAAAGUAUCUUAUUAGUUAAACUAGUGUUUUUAAAGAUGGAGCCAUCGAAAGAAGCGAUAGCCGUGCGAAUAACACGGUUGAACCGCCAAAUUUUAGGCAAAGUUACCAGUGGCGCAAGUAAACUCAGUAAAAAGACUAUUGACCGCGAAGCUCUUUUGGAUGCUCUUACCGUUCUAUAUGACGAAUGUAAUGAUGAUCCCGUCAAAAAGAGUGACGAGCUAGUUCGGGCUUUCGUAGACAAAUAUCGUAGCACUCUUGCAGAAUUGCGUAGAACUCGGGUGUGCUAUUCUGACUUUGAGAUAUUGCAAACUAUUGGUAGAGGCCAUUUUGGAGAGGUUCAUUUGGUACGAGAAAAAGAGACAAGUGAUGUCUACGCAUUGAAGACAUUAAGGAAGGAACAGACACGUAAAAGAAUUAUCGGUACUGCAGAGGAUGAGAGAGAUGUAUUGGCUAAUGCAUCAGGACCAUGGAUCCCAAAACUACAGUAUGCAUUCCAGGACAACAGCAAUCUGUAUCUAGUGAUGGAAUUGUGCUCUGGUGGAGACUUAGCUGGUCUUAUGGCACGUCGUAACCAUCCACUAUCUGAACGUGAUGCUGGCUUCUAUGUAGUAGAGGUAGCACAUGCACUGAAGUUCCUACAUGGCAUGGGCUACGUCCACAGGGAUAUCAAACCACACAAUAUACUAUUGGACAGAUGCGGUCACGUGAAACUUGGCGACUUCGGUUCUUGCGCGCGGCUCUCGGAGGGCGGCUGCUCCUCGUUGGCAGUAGGCACGGCGGACUACGUGGCGCCGGAAUUGCUGGCGGCGGCGGACUGCGCUCGCCGACACACUGUCUGUCUCCAGUACUGCCGCGGCAUUGUUACCACCGCCAUUGUGGGUUCGCACGAGAGCUUGCUCGUACCGAUCGGCUGA